AUGCUGUCCCCAGGUCAACCCUCGGGAUGGAUGGAGCUCUCAGCAUCUUCGGACCACCCCUACCCUGCAGCUAUGUCUGUUGAGCGAGCUCUCCGUUGUGUUCCGCCGCACGGAAAUCUUGAUGCCUCUGAUCUCAGCCAGGCUCAUGCCCGAACAGGAAAUGCACCGGAUGCUUUCCGAUCCAUUAUGAUCGCUCCAUGGCGACGAGAGGGUUGGGAGGAGCUCAGCUAUGCUGUUUCUAGCCAAGCGGCAUAA
Molecule: messenger RNA, 255 nt
Organism: Penicillium waksmanii
Lineage: Eukaryota; Fungi; Ascomycota; Eurotiomycetes; Eurotiales; Aspergillaceae
Product: Tetratricopeptide-like helical
Exons: 1
Coding region: 1-255 (84 amino acids)
Source: RefSeq, a predicted model, not a curated record